GGUGUUUGUACUGUGUUUGUGAGGAUAGAGCGGAAGAAUAAACUCUCCAUAAAGCACACCAUGAAAGGCCAUGCCAAUCAAAAAUUAGCCUUUCUAUAGACGCAUCUGUUUCCCCAAGACCGAAAUACUCUGCGGUGAAGAUGAAGCUCCCCGAGGCACUCCGCUUUGUGCUCGCACUGCUGUUGCUCCGGCCGGCGACAACGGUGGGUUUACAAAGAAGCCAAGAAGCGAACAGGGUGGUUCCUUCCACUGCCACGCUCGCCGAUUGUCCAAGGAGUUGUGGCAACCUGAGCAUCGACUACCCUUUCGGCAUCGGAUCCGGCUGCUCCCGGCAGCCGGACUUCGACCUUCGCUGCGUCGAGAACAGCUCCGCGCAGGCUGCUGCUCCCAGGCUUUUCUUGCAAGACGGAGUCACGGAGAUCAUCUCCGAUGUCUCUGGUACAGAUCAGAACACGGAUUUUCUUGCAGCAUUUUCCCAUGUCAUCUCCUUGAGAUCUGACGCCGACGUGUACAACAUAUCCUGGUUUCCUGGGAAAUCUUUUCUUUUUCUUCCGGUCAUCAUACUCAACAUAACAGGCUGCAACUUCGACGCCUACAUGCUCGAACGUUCCUCCAACACGAUGGUGGGGAGUUGUACAGUGACAUGCCCUACAGAAGGCAUCACGGAUGCGGUGGCUAGACAGACCUGCAACGGUACAGGAUGCUGCUCCGUCGUCAUCGAGAACAUGGUCACCAGCCUCCAAUUCAGAUUUGUCCGUCGGAGGAUAGGGAAGCUGAAACUGGAGGGAAAGAGUACCCGUGGCCUCCUGUGGGAUACAAUUAAUAUAACCAGUGAUCACGCUGCUCUGUCCUGGGUAAUACGAGACGAUCAACAAUCAUCGGCCGGCAGCUUGCAAAAUAGGUCAGACUAUGCAUGUCGCAGCAACCACAGCGGAUAUACACAGUCCAACGAGUUAUCAUUUCUCGGCUAUCUCUGUUUCUGCGAUAGUGGUUACCAAGGCAAUCCCUAUAUACUGGAUGGCUGCUCCCGUGAUAGAGGUUUCGAUCCGUAUCAACGGAGGAAUAAUUGCUCCAGGAUGUGUGGGAAUAUUAGUGUUCCUUUUCCCUUUGGCAUAGAAUACGGUUGUUUUGGAAGGAAGUUAUUUCAGCUCAACUGUACAAACCCUACAACGUCUACGCUGCAAUUCAACAGCGGUCCGACAAUAAUCGUGCCCACUGUGAAGUACAUAAAUAUUAAUGAGGGGCUAUUGGAUGUUUACUACGAAACACCAUUUGACGACAGGAUGAUGAGUAUAUCUGAAGGACCUCAACUGUACAGCUCUAGUUCUUCCGGGCAAUCCGCUUCUCUGCACUGGGCAGUUGCAAAUUUAACAUGCCAAGAAGCACAACAGAACGUAUCAGGAUAUGCAUGCGUUAGCACAAAUAGUACAUGCUUGGGCGUUGUUUACUCUGAAAGAGGAGGCCCACUUGGUUACCGUUGCACAUGUGUAACAGGCUUCGACGGGAAUCCAUAUACCACGAAUGGGUGUCAAGACGUUGACGAGUGCCAGACACUGAUGUGUAAAUCGACGAAAGGGCAAAGUCUUCCACUAGGUAUCGCUAUUGGGAUCAGCGUUGCCUCUGGCAUUCUACUCUUCAUCUUAAGUGCAAAUUUUAUUGUCCGGAGAUGGAAAAGAGGCAUCCAAAAGAAACUUAGAAGGAAGUAUUUUAGAACGAACCAAGGACUUCUCCUGGAACAGCUUAUUUCAGGAGAUGAAAAUGCAAAUGACACAACCAAGAUUUUCUCACUGGCAGAGUUAGAGAAGGCAACAAAUAACUUUGACCCUACACGUAUAGUUGGCCGCGGAGGGCAUGGCAUGGUAUACAAAGGCAUCUUAUCUGAUCAACGUGUAGUGGCCAUUAAAAAGUCUAAAGUCAUAGCACAAAUUGAGAUUACUCAGUUCAUCAACGAGGUUGCUAUUCUCUCACAGAUAAACCACCGAAAUAUUGUGAAGCUCUUUGGAUGUUGCCUUGAGACUGAGGUCCCACUAUUGGUGUAUGACUUCAUACCUAAUGGUUCAUUAUUUGGUGUUCUUCAUAAUCCAAACAGCAACUCUUCCUUGUCGUGGGAUGAUUGCUUAAGAAUUGCUAUAGAAGCAGCUGGAGCACUUUCUUACCUUCAUUCAGCUGCUUCUGUAUCAAUCUUUCAUCGUGAUGUGAAGUCGACAAACAUACUCCUGGAUGGGAAUUAUACAGCAAAGGUAUCAGACUUUGGUGCUUCGAGGUUGGUUCCUAUUGACCAGACCCAUGUUAUGACGAAUAUACAAGGUACAUUUGGGUACUUGGAUCCAGAAUAUUAUCACACUGGCAUUUUAAAUGAGAAGAGUGAUGUGUACAGUUUUGGUGCGGUACUUGUGGAGUUGCUCCUUCGAAAGGAGCCUAUUUUUACCACUGACUCCGGGCUAAAGCAAAACUUAUCCAAUUACUUCCUUUGGGAGAUAAGGGAGAAACCACUUGCUGAAAUUGUAGCUGCUCACGUUCUCGAGGAAGCAACCGAGGAAGAGAUUAGUGGUGUAGCCGGUGUUGCGGAGAUCUGUUUACGUCUUCGAGGUGAAGAAAGACCUACUAUGAAACAAGUCGAGAUGAAAUUGCAGCAUCUGCGAUUGGAGAGGUUGAGAAUGCGCGAGCUUGCUGCAAAAGACCAAGACAUUCAACCUCUGUCGACAGUACAAAGCCAAGUUGCUCAUCGGUCUUUAGCCACUGCAGGUCGGAAGGUGGGAAGCUCAAAUUCAUCUUCCGAGAGAAGCCAAAACUGUUAUAGCUUGGAGCAAGAAUUUAUGUCAUCAGCGACUCUACCACGCUAGAUAUUAUCCGGCUUCUAAUAUUGUGUUCGGAUUUUUCCCUUUCCUAAGUACACUUACUAGAGACGAAUGAAUAUACUACUUUCUCUGA
Triticum aestivum (bread wheat) is the source of this 2931-nucleotide messenger RNA. Its product is annotated as wall-associated receptor kinase 4. Gene Ontology annotation, biological process: cell surface receptor signaling pathway; protein phosphorylation. Gene Ontology annotation, molecular function: protein serine/threonine kinase activity; ATP binding; polysaccharide binding. The record is from RefSeq and is a predicted model, not a curated record. The transcript is spliced from 4 exons. Gene Ontology annotation, cellular component: plasma membrane. The coding region runs from base 141 to 2843 and encodes 900 amino acids. Lineage: Eukaryota; Viridiplantae; Streptophyta; Magnoliopsida; Poales; Poaceae.